Molecule: messenger RNA, 2292 nt
Organism: Odontomachus brunneus
Lineage: Eukaryota; Metazoa; Arthropoda; Insecta; Hymenoptera; Formicidae
Exons: 2
Coding region: 122-1696 (524 amino acids)
Molecular function (GO): protein binding
Source: RefSeq, a predicted model, not a curated record
GUACCACUAUCUCACAUAGAAUGAUGUUGUCACGUGUAACAAUAAUUUUAUAACUUGACACAAAUAGAAACACAAAUACUCUUCUUAUUGGCAUCGAUCAUCAACAUAAUCCUUGAGGAAAAUGUCAUCCGAAACUGCAGACAAACAAAAAUGCGAGUCAGUUACGGAAGUGCAGUCAGUGCCAUCGAGCUCCCUGAGUUUGGAAUGCACGAUAAAACCCAGCGACGAAUUUCUUCAUGUUUACAAAUUAUCAUACACAUUUAGUACGAAUAAAAGUACUCUUAGUAACAAGGAAAUCAAGACAAUAGAAACAAAGAUGGACAAAUUAUAUAAUAAGGUCACCAACUCGAAAAACGCAACAUUAAAUGAUAUUAUAAUUCUUGCAUAUUGUUACCAAAAUUUAUGUCAUGGUCACAUUAAAUCAAAUCGAAAAGGGGAACUACGUAUAGGAAAAACUUAUAUUUUGCGUUGUUUAAAUUUGGUGAAAGGUAAAGAGCUGGAUCCCAAAUCUAUUUUGAUAGCUCUAAAAGGCCAUUUCCAGUUAGGUUAUAUUUAUUUUACGCAAAAGAAGUCAGAAAAAGCUCUACAAACAUGUAAUAAAGCUAUAGAAUUAUAUUUGACAUAUACAGACGAUAAAGAAAAGUACGGUAAUCCUAUUAAUUUUGAAAAUAUUAUCAUGAAGCCAUCGGUAGAUAAUUAUUACUUGCUAAAUAUAAUAUACAAAGAGAUUUUAGAAUUAAUAGUGGUCCCAGAUAUAAAUUUAAGUUAUAACAACAUGGUGACAUACAGUCAUUUGCUUUUAACAGCUGAGUUAAAUAUGUUACAAGAAUCAAGAGAAUAUCUUCUGUGGAUUAAAUCAGCAUUAAAAAUAAGCAAUUAUUUAAUACUGCACGACCGUUUCGUAGAAGCCAGAAGCCAUAUUAUUACUGCAAUUUAUGUGAAAAAGAAAUAUUUUCAUGAAAUACUUGGUAAUACGAAGGAGCAGAUAUUUUCCUCAGAAGAACGGAAGCUGAGUGAAUUGUACUUAGAAUUGGAUAUGCUUUUUAGUAUUUCACGGAUAAAAUACGGCAUUAAGCUUUUGCAUAAGUCAGUGGAACGAUUGCUGCGAUUAGAAAAAGGCGAAGAAUUUGAGAUUGAUAACUUAAAUUUAGGACAUCCAACAGAAUUGGAGGGAGAUAUAUCACAGAAGUUAUUACUAUUCAAUGAUAUAGAUACAGAAAUUGCAUUCACGCAUACAAAUCCAUUCCUACCGGUUAAAUAUAUUUUACAUUAUAACGACGCAUACAAAAUAUUUACCAAUAUCCUAAGGAAUGUUUCCAUUGCGAGAUGUUUUCUUGAUAAAAGCAGAGACCUAGAAACAUAUGGACAACUUAUAUUAGACACUUGCGAAGCGUACAAAUAUAUGUCACUCUAUGAGAAGGACAUAAUUAAUCGAAACUUACUACGAAAUGGGAUUGUAGACCUUUUAUCGGAAGAUGUAAAAAACCAACUUUUAAAAACGCGUGUUCCUGCCGUGUAUUGUAGUACAAUACAAUUACAACUAGCGAUUACUCUUUCAAAUGUAAUAAAUGUUAAACUUGAAAAUACGGCCACAAUUAACCGAAUGUACAUGCCGAAAAAAUAUGGUGAUAUUGAGCUUGAAAUUAGAUGGCUCGUAAGGAUUGCUUUAAUACAUUUAAAAAUGAUGUGCUUUUAAUAGAUAAUUAUGUUAGUGGAUUUUGAUAAUAGGCCAAGUUCUGUAUUAGGUCCACAUUGAUAGAAACACACACGUUAAUGUUUAUCGCCGUAAUUUUGAAUAUAAAGAAAAAAUGAUAUUAUCAACGUUUACAAUAUUUAGUUGAAUGAAAGGACUUUUAAUUGGAAAUACAAUAUUACAACAUAUUUAUUUGUGUGUAUAUAGAACUAAUUAAUAUUAUGUGAUAAGUUGAUAAGUUUUACGGAAAGAUUGAUAUAAUGUUAUAAGAUAACUCAAAAUAUUUAGAGAUUAUCCUAGAUAUUUUCAAAAUAUCCUUGGAGAUUCUGCAUUUUAAGUAUCUUCAGGAUAAUUCAUUAAUAUCUUCUGUUAUUUAAAUUUUUCUUAAUAUAUAAACAAAGAUAAGAAAUGUUUAAAUAGAGUUACUGCGAGUCAGUAAGUCAAUUCCGUUCUUAUAAAAAUUUCAUAAGAAUAAUAUGUAACGUAAAAUAUAAGGACUUAAAAUGCAUCCAAAUGUUUCCAAUCAACAAGAUCAUUAAAAUAAGUUUUCCUAAAUACUGUCUAUACAUAUGAAUUACAGUAUGCUAUAUUUUAAACUU